Gekko japonicus is the source of this 1878-nucleotide messenger RNA. RefSeq names its product forkhead box K1 (gene FOXK1). Gene Ontology annotation, molecular function: DNA-binding transcription factor activity, RNA polymerase II-specific; RNA polymerase II cis-regulatory region sequence-specific DNA binding. The annotation marks the transcript as partial. NCBI's taxonomy places the organism in Eukaryota, Metazoa, Chordata, Lepidosauria, Squamata, Gekkonidae. The record is from RefSeq and is a predicted model, not a curated record. The transcript has 8 exons. Gene Ontology annotation, biological process: regulation of transcription by RNA polymerase II.
AACCGCGUCAUCCAUUUCCUUUCCUCCCCCAGGUGCACCCUCCGAUUCCCCAGCACCGUCAUCAAGAUCCAGUUCACAUCAUUCUACCAUAAACAGGAAGUCAAGGAAGACGCCUCAUCGCCCCCGCUCCGGCCGCUCUACCCUCAGAUAUCGCCUCUCAAGAUCCACAUCCCGGAGCCGGAUCUCCGGAGUUUGGUCAGCCCGCUGCCCUCCCCCACAGGCACCAUCAGUGUUCCCAAUUCGUGCCCCGCCAGCCCUCGCGGUGCCGGUUCCUCCGGGUAUCGCUUUGUGCAGAAUAUUACCUCGGACCUGCAGCUGGUAGCGGAAUACGCUGCAAAGGCCACGUCGGAGCAGCAGGCGGACGCGUCCGGCGGGGACAGCCCAAAGGACGAGUCAAAGCCGCCCUAUUCGUAUGCCCAGCUAAUUGUUCAAGCUAUCUCCUCGGCCCAAGACAGGCAAUUAACACUAAGUGGGAUCUACGCCCAUAUCACCAAGCAUUAUCCGUACUACAGGACGGCUGAUAAAGGUUGGCAGAAUUCCAUUCGGCACAACCUCUCCCUGAACCGUUAUUUCAUUAAAGUCCCGCGCUCUCAAGAGGAGCCGGGGAAGGGAUCUUUCUGGAGGAUAGACCCCGCUUCGGAAGCCAAACUGGUGGAGCAGGCGUUCCGGAAACGGAGACAGCGGGGGGUGUCCUGCUUUCGAACACCCUUCGGGCCUCUCUCUUCCCGGAGUGCCCCCGCCUCCCCCACCCAUCCUGGUCUGAUGUCCCCUCACUCGAGUGGCCUGCAAACACCGGAGUGCCUGUCCAGGGAGGGCUCGCCCAUUCCACACGACCACGACUUUGGCUCCAAGCUGGCCUCCGUUCCGGAGUAUCGAUACUCACAAAGCGCGCCUGGUUCACCCGUAAGUGCCCAGCCGGUAAUCAUGGCCGUCCCUCCCCGCCCGUCUGCCCUGCUAGCCAAGCCGGUGGCCUACAUGCCGGCCUCGAUUGUUACUUCUCAGCAGCCUUCUGGCCACGCCAUCCACGUCGUGCAGCAGGCCCCCACUGUAACUAUGGUGAGAGUGGUAACCACCUCUGCUAACUCAGCCAAUGGAUACAUCCUGACCAAUCAGGUGGCGGCAGGCGGAGCCCACGAAGCAACAGGAGCGGUCUUGGACUUGCCCGGGAUGGACGAGAAGCCGACGAUCGCGUUUGCAGCAAUACCCACUGCCAGCCGAGUUAUCCAGACAGUGGCCAGUCAGAUGGCCCAGGGCAUCCCAGGACAGACCGUCACCAUCCUCCAGCAGGCAGCGCCCGUCACCCUCGGACAGCACCAGCUCCCUGUCCGGGCAGUGACCCAAAACGGGAAGCAUACCAUCCCCACCAACAGCAUAUCUGGUGGCCCUUACGCCCUCACAAACCCACUGCAGCUCCUCGCAGCCCAAGCAAGCUCCUCGGUGCCUGUGGUCGUCAGCCAGGUGGGCGAGGCCGGGACGAGAGAAGCCGCCGAGCCGCCGAACGAGCCGGACGUCAAAAGGCCCCGGAUCGAAGAGUCCAGAGGAGGAGGAGUUCUGUUGCCGACUACCGGGGGCGUCAUCACUUCGACGGCUCCCCAGGGACAGGCUGCCGGCGAAUGAGGAGCGGAAGCAUCCCGAAAGGCAGCGCCGGGUCAGAAGAGGUGGGGAGGGGGAAGUCGGAGAGGCAAAAAAAAAACCUGCGACGGUGACACCUUGGCCUUUCAGAAAGAGGGUUUUUAAAAGCCCCUUUUAUACGAGAGCGUAAAGGACAGACCAGCCGUUCUUAGAAUCUCAAGGUGCCAAAACGAAUGGGAGAACCUCCGCCGAUUUGUACCUGGGCAUCCGUUCUGUCUUUCACUUUGGAGACCUUUCCCCCCCCCA